Messenger RNA from Chinchilla lanigera (long-tailed chinchilla), 438 nucleotides. Its product is annotated as vegetative cell wall protein gp1-like. NCBI's taxonomy places the organism in Eukaryota, Metazoa, Chordata, Mammalia, Rodentia, Chinchillidae. The record is from RefSeq and is a predicted model, not a curated record. The coding region runs from base 1 to 438 and encodes 145 amino acids. The transcript has a single exon.
AUGGAAGGAGUUGCCUUAUAUUUAUGCCUUUAUUGCUCUCAGGGUGUGUCCUUCUCCAGGCAUGUGGGACUGCCUGACUGUUUGGCCCAUUCCACACCGCCAGAAUCUCCUCCUAAAGCCUCUCCUGACCCUCUUGACAGUGUUCCUCCUGCCUUUGCUCCCCCUUCACCUUAUCUUCAGUCUCCUCGAGCUCUUUACCCUCUUCCUCUCAGCCCAAUCCUAAUCAGCCUCGUGGGCAAACCUGCUCGCCCCUGCCAUGUCAGCCAGUGGCUCAUGCCCAUCUCUGAGCCUUCUCCAUCUCCCAAACCCAGAGUUCACCUAGCCCCCACUUUCCAUGCACUGUCCUCAGACCCUGCUCCUCCCUCCGCUCCUCCACCAUCAUCCCCACCCUCAGCCCCACGCACUGGGCCCCAUGCUUGGUCUCAUUCUCCUCCCUAA